Molecule: messenger RNA, 1177 nt
Organism: Drosophila sulfurigaster albostrigata
Lineage: Eukaryota; Metazoa; Arthropoda; Insecta; Diptera; Drosophilidae
Product: sodium channel protein Nach-like
Exons: 2
Coding region: 507-1100 (197 amino acids)
Biological process (GO): sodium ion transmembrane transport
Cellular component (GO): membrane
Molecular function (GO): ligand-gated sodium channel activity
Source: RefSeq, a predicted model, not a curated record
GGACGAGAUUCAACUGACCUCAAUGUGCGUGAUCAUUUGGCAUUCAUCAUAUUCCCGGAACGAUAUUCAGUUCAUAAACUAACAUCAAACUGUCAAAGUAAAAAACAAAUGUGACGACUGUGUGAAAUGUCCAACUGAUGGUUAUCGUCAAGUGGCCUCAUGGGUGAACAUACAAGUUGACUUACUUAAUCUAUAUCACUUUAAAAUUAUCUUUCGUCUCUCAGUUCAGCUUAAAUUGUUCUGACAUCUUUGAUGAGUGCAGUUUCAAGGGUGAAAAAUUCAAUUGCUGCGAUUAUUUCCUUUCCUUGUGGACACCUUAUGGACGCUGUUUCCUGCUCAACUCACUACAGAACAACAAUCACAGUUCCCCACAUUGGCUGCCAGCAUCUUAUAUUCACAAUGAAAAGCAAGAGCUAAAGCUCGAAGUUCAUCACGAUGUACGAGUGGAAAUACUGAACGAGGAAGAUAUACCAAAUCCAUCGUUAUCUUCUGUUAAUUUUGUCAGCAUGUUGGGUAUGAAGAAAACUAUUAAGUUUUACAAAGAAACUCUUGUGAAUGACCCUGAGGUUCGAGACAUGCCGCCAGAGUCCAGAGAUUGCUUAUUCGCUGAUGAGGUGCCGUCAUGGAGUGUCUUCAAGGCAUACAGCUAUAGUGCAUGUAUUAGCGACUGCACGAGAAUCAUUCAAAUGGAAUAUUGCAAUUGUUCCCUUUACAAUUUUAACCCAUUCGACAAUAAACAGUUUCCCGAUUGUGACUAUAAAGGUUAUCUAUGUGUGGAACAACUUGGACUUAUAAGUUCCGAUUUCCAAGAACUGAAGAAGUACAAAGGUAAAUGCAAUUGCUUGCCCUCGUGCACGGAAGCCGAUUUGAUGGACAUUUAUUCAUCUGAGGAACUCAAUACUCCAGGAAAGCUUACUAUAAGCAUCUCGAUGUCUAUUGCACCAGAGUAUCAAUUUCGGCGACAAGUGCUACGCACAAAAUUGGAUGUUAUUGUAUCCUUGGGCGGCAUAUUGGGACUUUUCCUUGGUGCCAGCAUCCUCAGCAUUAUCGAGUUUAUCUACUAUUUUACAUUUCGUGCAGUUAAUAAUUUCAGAAAUUAAUUUAGAUGUUCAAAUAUUUAAAAAGUCAAAAGCUCAUAUUUACUCACGUUUACAUAUUUUGUAGUGCACCAAUUUCU